Molecule: messenger RNA, 4458 nt
Organism: Drosophila grimshawi
Lineage: Eukaryota; Metazoa; Arthropoda; Insecta; Diptera; Drosophilidae
Gene: rb
Product: AP-3 complex subunit beta-2
Exons: 4
Coding region: 231-3854 (1207 amino acids)
Biological process (GO): vesicle-mediated transport; intracellular protein transport
Cellular component (GO): AP-3 adaptor complex; membrane coat
Source: RefSeq, a predicted model, not a curated record
ACAAAAUUUGCAGUGCCAUUGUGUCCCCAGUAAAAGAAAUGCCCGAGUAUUGCCAAUUGAUGUAGACUUAAAUUCGACGUUGCCAAGUGGAGUUGUAAGCAGGUCAGAUCAGCAGGUUUCAGACGACGCUUUCACCGUUUUCACAAAACAUCGUACAGAGAACAGAACACUCGACACUAUAACGAUUAGCAGCAGCAGCAGCAGCAGGAGAGGUACCAAUUAAUCUUGAGAUGCAACAGAACGCAGUCAGCAAUCCGUUUUCGGUGGCCGCCUAUGGCGACCGACCCCAAAUGGGACUUGACGUAGAGUUUGGUGCGGAUCCAGCAAGCGGUGCAGCGUUCUUUCAGAGCGAUGGCCGGAAACAUGACGAUCUCAAGCAGAUGCUGGACAGCAAUAAGGAUGGCCUCAAGCUGGAGGCGAUGAAGCGCAUCAUUGGGAUGAUAGCGCGUGGACGCGAUGCCAGCGAUCUGUUUCCCGCCGUUGUCAAGAACGUCGUCUCCAAGAAUAUCGAGGUAAAAAAACUGGUCUAUGUGUAUUUGGUGCGCUAUGCCGAGGAGCAACAGGAUCUGGCCCUGCUCUCCAUAUCCACAUUCCAGCGCGCCCUCAAGGAUCCCAAUCAAUUGAUACGCGCCAGUGCACUCCGCGUCCUCUCUUCCAUACGCGUCAGCAUGAUUGUGCCGAUUGUAAUGCUCGCAAUACGCGACAGCGCUGCCGAUCUGAGUCCAUAUGUGCGCAAGACGGCGGCACAUGCUAUACCCAAGCUGUACUCAUUGGAUCCGGACCAAAAGGAUGAGCUGGUUACGGUGAUUGAGAAGCUACUGUCGGACCGUACCACGCUGGUGGUUGGCUCCGCCGUAAUGGCUUUCGAUGAGGUUUGCCCGGAGCGCGUUGAUCUCAUACACAAGAACUAUCGCAAGCUGUGCAAUCUGCUGGUGGAUGUGGACGAAUGGGGUCAGGUGAUCAUAAUCAAUAUGCUGACACGUUACGCACGCACGCAGUUCGUCGAUCCCAAUCCGGAUGAGGAGCACGGCCAGAUACAGGAUGCCCUCGAUGGUCAGGCGGCCGUCAAUGAUGAGCGCUUCUACGAUGAGUCCUCCAAUUCCAGCAGUGAAGCGAAUGAAGCUUCCAGCGAAGAGGAGGGCGCAACUGCAGCAGCCACACCAGCCACAAGCACAGCCAAAGCGAAGAGCAAGUCGAGCAACAACAACAGCAACAGCAAUGAUAAAGACAAUGACAACAACGGUGGUGGUGGUGCUGGUGGUGGUGUUGGUGCCACCGGUAGCUACCACAUCGAUUUGGAUCACCGGUUGCUGUUGCGGCAGACAAAGCCACUGCUGCAGUCACGCAACGCAUCCGUUGUGAUGGCCGUCGCCCAACUCUAUCACCAUGUGGCGCCUCGCAACGAGGUGCAACUGAUUGCGAAGGCACUGAUUCGCUUGUUGCGCUCGCACAAGGAGGUGCAGAGCGUGGUGCUUAACUGCAUUGCAUCGAUGUCGGCACGCCGCAAGGCCAUCUUUGAGCCGCAUCUGAAGUCGUUCUUUGUGCGCACCAGCGAUCCCACGCAUCUCAAGCUGCUCAAGCUGGACAUACUCACGAAUCUGGCAUCUGCCUCGAGCAUCUCGCUGAUAUUGCGCGAAUUCCAGACAUACAUUUCCAGCAGCGAUCGUAGCUUUGUCGCAGCCACCAUUCAGGCCAUCGGCCGUUGUGCGGCCAGCAUUAAAGAAGUCACCGAAACAUGCCUUAGCGGCCUCGUCCAUCUGCUCUCCAAUCAUGACGAGCAUGUUGUGGCCGAGAGCGUGGUGGUUAUCAAGAAGCUGCUGCAGAGCAAGGCCGCCGAGCACUACGAGAUCAUCACACAGAUGGCCAAGCUGAUUGACUACAUCAAUGUGGCGGCGGCACGAGCGGCAAUCAUUUGGCUAAUUGGCGAAUACAAUGAGAAGGUGCCGCUUAUUGCGCCGGAUGUGUUGCGCAAAAUGGCCAAAUCGUUUGUGGAUGAGCAGGAUGUGGUCAAGUUGCAGGUGCUCAAUUUGGGCGUCAAACUCUACUUAACCAAUCCAGAGCAGACGUCGCUGCUCUGCCAGUAUGUGUUUACGCUGGCCCGCUACGAUACCAACUAUGAUGUUCGCGAUCGGGCGCGCUUCUUGCGCCAGUUCAUCUUUCCCGCCAGCGCCGGCAGCACCGUGCUCACCCAGCACGCCCGUCAGGUAUUUCUGGCAUCGAAGCCGGUGCCAGUGCCGGAGAGCAAAUACCGUGAUGGCAAUGUCUACCAGCUGAGCUCACUGUCCCACUAUCUGAAUAUGCAUGCCACCGGGUACAAGGAGCUGCCCGUGUUCCCAGCGGUUGCACCCGAUCCAAGUGUCCGCAACAUUGCCGGCUAUAUGCAGGAGAAGCUGCCCGGCGAUAGUCCAGGGCGGAGCAAGGAUUCGCCCAAGGGCGAUGCCAAGGAGACGCGUGAAAAGGGCUUCCUAUCCGAGUCAGAGAAGUCUUCCGCUUAUUCCGAGACCAGUGACAGCGACAGCAGCGACGGCUCAUCCAGCAGCGACAGCGAACCGAACGAUGAUCAGGAUCAGGCAACGCAGCAAAAGCAGAACCAGAACCAGAAACAGAAGCAACCGCAGGCACAGGCACAACCAAAAGCACAAUCGCAGACACCAAAGUUAGAUCAAGUGGUGACCAAUCCAGCUGCUUCCAAUACGGCUGCGGCUGCUGCUGCUGCUACUGCUGCAACUGGUAACAAUAAUAACAACAACGCUGUCGACGAUUCUGGCACUUCCGACAGCGGCGAAUCCUCGUUCUACAGCGGCAGCAGUGACGGCGACAGCAGCAGCAGCGAUUCGGCCAGCGACAGCGAGGAUGAACAGCAGCCUAGGAAAUCAGCAACGGUUGCCGAGCAGGCGCCCAAUCAGGAUCUGGAGCAGCCGCAAUUGUCUCAACCGCAGGAUCAAGCUCAGUCGCAGACGCAGACGCAGCCGGCAGCAAAGAGCAAUUUGGAUCUGUUGCUCGAUCUGGACGAUAUACCGCCAAUUGGGCCAGUAAUGACGCCAUCGCUGGGUGGAUUCCUAACGCCAGGUACACCGAUGAUGCCUGGACAGGCUGCACUGCAGCCGCAGCAGGCGCACAAUCGCAUCGAACUGGUUGGGCCAUCGCACACGGACUUCAAGCACAAGGAGCUGCUGAACAAGGUUAGCGGACAUGGUCUGCAGCUGUCGUAUCGUUUCACACGCGCACCGCAUCUCUACUCGGCAGCGAUGUGCUCGAUUGAGCUGCAGUUUCAGAAUCGCAGCGAUCAGGAGCUGGACAACAUACGGAUGGGCCAGCAGCAGCUGCCGUCAGGAAUGCAGUUGAGCGAAUUUGCACCGAUCGUUCAACUGCUGCCCCAGCAGAUGGCCAGCGGUAUUUUGGGCGUUGAUUUCAAUGAUACGACGCAUGCGAUUGACUUCGAACUGGUCUCCAGUGCGGGCACGGUGCGCGUCCAACUGAAGCCGCCGGUGGGGGAGCUGGUGCGUUCGGUGCACAUUGGCGAGAGUUGUCAUCGUGAGGAACGGGCCAAGUUGCGGGGCAUGAACGAGCAUCAGUGCGAGCUGCGCGGCGUGCAGCGUGAACUGCUCGAUCUGGUUGCACUCAAGCAGAAGAUCUACGAGUGCAUCAAUGUGGCGCACACGUACAGCUCGGCAACGGGCCAGCUGCAUUGCUUUGCCGGUCAGACGCUGAGUUCCAAGAGCCUGGUGCUAAUCACGCUGCAGUGGCAAACGGAUGAUGCACUCACCCUGCUGGUCAAUUGCGAGAAAAUGGUCAUUGGCUCCAUGGUGCUCAACGAUCUGCGCAAUGCCCUCCAGCUGAGCUUUGCCACCUAAUUGGGCAACAGACUACAUACAAAGAACAACAACAAAAAUAGGGGAACAAAUAAGGAAAAACAUCCCCACAUCCAUACAAUAUAUAUGCAGUGAUCUCUCAAAAACAAAAAAUGCUUCCGUUCCACACCUGAACCUUAUUUGCAAAGAUUUUCAAUUGCUGCAUGUUGUAUUUGUCCAUUUGAAAAGAAAAUUACUAUGUUUUCCAACAAAAUUGGAUACAAUUGCAAUACGCAUGCAGUAAAAGUUGCGAGUUUCUAAUCUCUAAUCGAUCACUGUAUAUGUCCUACAUAAAUAAACUAAGCAUUCUUUAAGUGCAACAUUUGUUACUGCAAUAGCAACUAGUUGCAGAUAGUGUUCAGAUUAUUCAGUUGAAAUUACUAUUGUUAAAUGAACAAAUACGAAUCUUUGCGUAAACAGCUCGACAUGGUUUCCAUGCCCCAUCAAAUAUGCUACAUACAACAAAGCCGCAACAUUAUGUAAAGCUAAGCAAGCAUUAUACAAAUAUAUAUAUAUAUAUAUAUAUAUAAAUACUAGAUUAUGUGAAAUGCGAUUCCAAAUAAGCUAGAAAAUGAAAUGAAAAACAAAAAGUGAAAUUUUUAUUCAA